Messenger RNA from Raphanus sativus (radish), 2003 nucleotides. Its product is annotated as probable E3 ubiquitin-protein ligase RHG1A. Lineage: Eukaryota; Viridiplantae; Streptophyta; Magnoliopsida; Brassicales; Brassicaceae. The record is from RefSeq and is a predicted model, not a curated record. Gene Ontology annotation, molecular function: ubiquitin protein ligase activity; zinc ion binding. Bases 137 to 1702 code for a protein of 521 amino acids. The transcript is spliced from 6 exons.
GAGCUUCCAUAAAUACACAAAACUUUAUAUAUUUAUUAUAUAAUAUCGUCGUCGUCUCUCUCUAAGCUCUCCACGUUUUUUACGGACGGCGGAAAAUCAUCAUCGCUCGGAGAAGGAAAAAAAAAAAAGGGAGAGGAUGGAUGGAUGUACCAGUAAGCGAUCAGUUGACCGGAUGGUUCUGCCUCGAAAACCAACCCGUCCUGUACUGCGUGAGAAUACGAAGAAGAAAGAUGAAAAGAGCGUUGUCCCUUUCUGCAGCCGAAUUGCCUGUAGUGCAAAGGUAACUUCCACCAAGGGAACCAGGAUUGGCUCUACGGAUAGCAAUACAAAAGUUGGCCGGCCUGGGAAGGAGAUUGUUGGGAGCUCAUCUCGAACUCCGGGUGGAUUUGGAUACUUAAGAAAGCCAGCCAUAGGUACUGGCAGGAGACAGCCUUCUUCUAAUCUGGACACAGGUUCUUCAGAGACGAGCAGUAUUCAUGAUGAUCAUCCAGCUGCAGUUAAGCCUACCCUUCCUCGUCUAAAAACUAAGAGAGGCGCAAUCAAUGUUCAGUCUCAAAGCACCGUCUCUGGAGAAGUCGUAGGAAGCUCAAGUAGAGGAACCAUUAGAAGUAGUCAUCAUAAAUCUGUCUUGCGUACUCGAGAGACUCUGAUGGGGCCCUCUGUUUCUUCAUCUUCUGGUAGCGACCACACUCUAAGAGGUGGUCUGAGCAGCAAGAAUGGAUUGAGAAACUUGAGGUGCAACAACUCUGUAUCUGAUGUUCUUCCAGCUAAAUCAAGCUCUGGAACAAAAGUCAGCGUGACUAAAAAGAAAAGCUCAGAUGGAGAGAGCAGCUCCUCUAGCCAAGGCAGUAAGAGUAGCGUGUCGGUGAUCAAGGGAAGGAAUCAAAGUUCUACACAUGGAAACGGGAUCACAGUUUCUGAUAACAGAAGGAAUCGUAUGGUACCACCAACUAUCAGGGAUAAUAGUGUUGUUUCAAGUGGUGGUAGGAGAUCUGGUAAUAAUUCUGGUAGAUCAGGGAGACUUAGAGCUUUUGCAUCCCCUGCUGCUUCUCGACAAACGCCUCAACCUGCAGCACCAACCAAUCCUAAUCCUUCUCGUUCAUUUGGUCCAUCGAAUAGUUACAGUAGGCCGAACAGCAGUACCGGCUGGCUGCGUAGCACGAUGCCUGGUAGCCCCUCAGAAGCUGACCCAUCAAGCUCUUUGGUGAACCGUGAUGGUUUAACUCUCUACAACAUUGAUGGAAUUGCAGAGGUAUUGUUGGCCCUGGAAAGAAUUGAAAAUGAUCAAGUGCUUACAUAUGAGCAAAUGUCUUCUUUAGAGACGAAUCUAUUCUCAAGUGGUAUGAUCAGAUUCUACGAUCAGCAUAGCGAUAUGAGGCUUGACAUUGAUAACAUGUCAUAUGAGGAACUACUAGCUUUGGGGGAUGAAAUGGGAACAGUGAGCACAGCUCUAAGCGAAGAAGCACUCUCAAGAAGCCUCAAGAGAAGCAUUUAUCAAGUGGCAGAUGAAACCGGUGCCAUUUCUAUGGAAAAGGAUGAUGAUAUCAAGUGCAGUAUUUGCCAGGAAGAGUAUGAUGAUGGAGAUGAAGUUGGGACUAUGCCAUGUGAACAUAUGUACCAUGUGAGCUGUGUAGAACAAUGGCUACGGAUGAAGAACUGGUGCCCUAUCUGCAAAACCUCUGCUGAAGAGAAAAAGUCGUAGUGACGAUGCCACACCAAACUUUAGCUUUUGGGAUAUGAUUCCAAGAUGAUGCAGAUACAUUGUUUCUUCUUCUUCUUCCUCUUUUGCACCAAGUGCUUGUCUCUACAUCAUCUUGCUCUCUCUAUCUCUCUUCUCUUCCUGUACAUAAAACAUUUCUUUUUUUUUUCUUUUGUCCUGAUUGUGUACAAAUGGGAAAAUACGAUCAGGCAAACAAUCUCCUUCUCUACUUGUAUCAAAGCUCAACUUUUGAUUGAACCUGAAACAUUUUGUAGUUUAUACGAACUCCACUCUUUUUUUCUCU